AUGGAUCUCGACACUUUUUCUGGAGAUCAUUACCGGAAUUCUACAUGUAUGGCGACCAUACAAGAUGACCUCAAGGUUGCAUAUGUGAAAGACGCUCCGCACUACGAGGUGCAUCAGGGCGACAAGAACCCAGAAAUGGAGGCUGAGGUUGCAAAGAAACGCGGCAAAGUCAGGGAUUGGGGGUACUGCUAUAUCAAGGAGCCAAAGAGCGAUUGUUGUACCGUACAGGUGUUACUCCCGUGUCUCUCACAAGUACUCCUGGAGCAGGCAAUGUCGAGUGAGAAGGACAAGGAUCAGCAGCAGAGUCAAGAAGAGACUCCCUACAAGCUGGUAAUGGACCAAGAUCAAAGAAAGUUCACCGAGUGGGAUGCCAUUUUCGGUCAAGGCGGUCGAGCCAAUCAGAUUCGCAGUGGCAGUCGGUUUCGGCAGCUGAUUGUGAAGCACAGCGAUGCCUACAGCUCGAUUCCUGCGCGAGACUCUACUUCCAAGCACAAGUUUGUCUACCAGCAAGUGGUGAAUCCUCUCAAAGAAAAGGGCGGUCGCUUCUUUUGUUUGGAAGGCGGCAACAUUAAGAUGUUGGACCUCCAAAUCAAGACGGAUGCGCGCGUCAUGAUGACCAAACUCCAACAGGCACUCCGCGAUGAACGCAAGCGGACACGAGCUCAGAUGCGGCAAAAGGCUGCCAAGAAUGCGGCCAACAACGAGGUCCCUUCCAAGGCUGGCCCCUACGACACGGUCUUUGGACAGCAUGCCGCCGCCAAAAAGGCCCGACAGGGAUCUGUCUUUGAAAAACUCAUCUCCUCGCUCUGUGACACUUACUUUGCCAUGGACAAACAGUACAAUCAGCAUGCUCCCUACACCAAAUAUGACUUUUGUCGCGAACAAGUCGUCAAACCGUUGCUGGCACAAGGAGGACGCUUCUUUUACAUCAAGGGUGGAGAAUUGGCCGAACUCAAGUAUCAUGAGAAUGCCGACUGCAAGGUCAUUAUGGCACGCAUUCAGCAGUCGUUUGAUUUGGAACUCAAGCGCAGAAAUCAAAUUGCCAAUUCACCUCAUCAGCAUCAUAGCAAGGACGCCAUUCGUGUGGCCAACUUUCAUCAGAGAAACUUGCCGUCGACGGGAUCUCCCGGGACACAACAACAACAAGCUUCCGCCACAUCCUCCAUCUACACGUCGGCGGCCAAUACUAAUAAUAAUCAACCCAUGGAAAUCUUGAGCAAUUUCUCCUCGAGUUUUGGCAACAACAAGACCGCAGUCGAUGCCAAUGGACAUCCAGUCAUUGGAGCCACCGAUACGGCCAUGGAGGCAUUGCGAGAGGCGUGUCAGCCGUACAAGGGUACGGGCCGACCCGAUGGUGCCUUGAGCAACACCAAUAACAACAACAAAAGCGCCAAUGACGAAAACAAUCAAAACAUGUCGGAUGCUCCACGGUACAAUCGACAUGAUUUGGGGGAAGACUAUGGCAAACUCUACACCAAAAAGGACACGUUCUUUGGAUCAGCGUUGGAACACUACCAUCAAAAGAGUGACUUUUGUGCCAUGAUUACCCAACAUUGUUCCGCGUACACGUCUGUUGCCACGGAUGAUUUCCGCACACGACAGGAAUUUGUCUUUGCGAAAAUCAUGGAACCGCUCUUGGAAAACGAAGGACGUUUCUUUAUUCUGCAAGAGGGUGUCAUGAAGGAACUCGAUCUGUACGAUGAAAUUGAUUGUCGCAUUCUCUUGACCAGCAUCCAGCAGGCGUUUUUUGAUGAGAACAAGCGACGCAAGCAGCGCAACAAGGCCGCUGCGGCGGCUGCCGCGGGCAAGUCCGAAGGAGGUGACAACAAGGAUAAGGAUCCCAAAAAGAGCAGCACCGGCAACACUGGCAGCAGUACCGCCAACGGCAACAACAGUAGCAAGCCUAGCAGUACCAGUACCACCAACAAGACGGAAGAGAGUGGCGGUGGCGGCGAAGAGGAGGAGGAAACCGACGACGAAGAUGACGGCAUGUUUUCCGAUGCCGAAGAGAAUACCGUCCAGCCAGUGAUGGGGAUUGAUGAGGAAUCCAUGCAUUCGCUGUUUGCGAACUUGCGGGACAAGAUCCAGCUUACCGUCUAA
This is a messenger RNA of Seminavis robusta, 2100 nucleotides long. NCBI's taxonomy places the organism in Eukaryota, Bacillariophyta, Bacillariophyceae, Naviculales, Naviculaceae. The record is from the annotation of a GenBank genome assembly.